This is a messenger RNA of Rhopalosiphum maidis (corn leaf aphid), 1955 nucleotides long. RefSeq names its product transcription factor Dp-1-like. NCBI's taxonomy places the organism in Eukaryota, Metazoa, Arthropoda, Insecta, Hemiptera, Aphididae. The transcript has 2 exons. The record is from RefSeq and is a predicted model, not a curated record. Bases 376 to 1770 code for a protein of 464 amino acids. Gene Ontology annotation, cellular component: transcription regulator complex; nucleus. Gene Ontology annotation, biological process: regulation of transcription by RNA polymerase II; regulation of cell cycle. Gene Ontology annotation, molecular function: RNA polymerase II transcription regulatory region sequence-specific DNA binding; DNA-binding transcription factor activity, RNA polymerase II-specific.
AUAUUAUUAUUUUUGGCUGGCUGAUAACGGCGGGGCCUUCCCGGACCAUUGCUGAUAAUAAAAUAUUGUCCGUCCCGGACUACGUGUGAUAACAGUUGUAUGCGCCCGUCGUGGUUACCGGUUUUACUGUUCCAUGAAAUGCGAGGAAAUUUGUUUGCACGUUCGUAAUUCGCCGCCGUCCGGGUCUGGGAUAUGAUCCGACUUCCGUGUCGAUACUCCGAGUUUUGACGACAGUCCUGACCUGUCAUCGCCGAUCCGUCGCAACACGCAACGGCACAGGUGUGUUUGAAUGCCGGCCAGAGUCAAUGUGCGCCCGGGCUAUGCAGUCGAGCCGUCACACCGCAUCCAAAUAUUUUAUUCAGUCAAAUUGUCAAUAUGUUAAACACAGAAAAGUAUGUGGUAAAAAACCCAAAUAAUAAUUCUCAAAUUAUUCGUUUACCAACUAGAAAACGUGUAUAUAGUGGCCAUAGAAAACCAGAAGUGAAAGAUCUUAUUGAAAAACAACAGAAGCCAAUGAGAAAAAUUAUUAGAAUGAGUGAUUUAAAAGAAAACAAUACCGAAAUCAUCACUGUUUCUCCUGAGUUCUUAGAUGACAGUUCAUCAGAAAUAAAAGAUGAACUUAUGUCAGAUUCAAGUUAUGAUGAUUUGGAAGUAAAUUGUGAAUACCAAGAUGAUCCAGAAGUUAUUGUUGUCUGUGGUGAUGAUCUAGAUCAAUCUAGUGGUAGCGAUUUAGAAUUCAUAGAAGACAUGAGACAUGAAGAACCCAGUAAAAGUAAAUUUCAUAGUGAUGUCAAUUCUUCUGAUGUUGUUGUGAGAACAGAUAUUUUAAAUGAUUUAUUAGAAGGACGUAUGACCAAAACUACUAAAAAGCUUCUAGAUUCUACCAAGAUUUCUUAUUUGCCCAUGCAACUAACUCCAAAUGAAUUUCGUUCUACAUACACUAAUGAAAAAAGCCCAUUUAAAGUUAGGCCUAUAAAAGCUAACAAAGGCUUGAGACAUUUCUCCAAAAGAGUGUGUGAUAAAGUCAAGACUAAAAUGGUUACCACAUAUAAAGAAGUAGCCGAUGAAUUAGUUGCUGAAUGUGUUGGCAAUAGAGACAGCCCAACUUUUUUAUAUGAUCAAAAAAAUAUUAGACGCCGAGUUUAUGAUGCUUUGAAUGUAUUAAUGGCUUUAGAUAUAAUUGCUAAGAAUAAGAAAGAUAUAACCUGGAAAGGGUUACCAACUGGAUCCAUACAAAACAGUGUAUAUCUUGUUCAAGAAAAAGAAAACCGCCUUAAUAGUGUAAAAAGAAAACUUUUAGCUCUUCAAGAAAUCAUUAUGCAAGAAGUAGCUAUUAAACGUUUAGUAAAACGUAAUCAGGAUGUGGAAAAUGAAUUUGGUCCUCCACCUCAUAACACAUUUGUCAAUCUACCUUUUAUGGCUAUUAGUGCAAAUGAAGAUACAUCUGUUGAAAUAGAAAUAUCAGAAGACCAAAAACAAUAUGAAAUGAGUUUCAAUGAUAAAUUUAGUAUGGUUGAUGACACUGAAAUUUUGAAAACUAUGGGUUUCACUUUAGGAUUGGAUCGUGGUGAAGUGAGCAAUGAAGACUUAAAGAUUUUGAAAACAUUAGUACCCAAAGCUUUUGAGAAACAUAUUGUUAUGAUGGCUACUAAAAAUGGUGAAAUGUUUAAUGAUAUCUGUAAAGAAUUUGAUGAGAAAAUGAAGUCUGCUGAAAUUGAACAAUCUUCAUCAAGGCCCAAUAUUAUUAAUAGAAGGAAGAAUAAGAGAUAAAUAAAAACUGUUAGCAAUGUUUUUAUUUUUCAUUUUUUUGUUAUUAUCAUGACAAUCAUCAAAAUUACUAUGUUAAAUAUGUAUACUUUUUUUUGUAAAUAAUUGAAUGUUAAUUAGUUUUAACUUGUACAGAUUUAACUAUUUUAUAAAUAAUGUAAAUUACAGCAAUGAAGAAUUUGUUUAAC